This is a messenger RNA of Penicillium daleae, 1059 nucleotides long. Its product is annotated as mismatch-specific DNA-glycosylase. The record is from RefSeq and is a predicted model, not a curated record. Gene Ontology annotation, biological process: base-excision repair, AP site formation. The coding region runs from base 1 to 1059 and encodes 352 amino acids. The transcript has a single exon. Lineage: Eukaryota; Fungi; Ascomycota; Eurotiomycetes; Eurotiales; Aspergillaceae. Gene Ontology annotation, molecular function: mismatch base pair DNA N-glycosylase activity.
AUGCCCUCUGAGACCCAACUUGACGAACUCCCCGCAGUGCGAGAGGGCACCCCAGCAGAGCCCCCAGUCACAGAAGAUAUAUCGGUCGAUAGGAUUACCAGUUUUCAUGGCAAGCUGAAUCGUUUCCUUCUCACAAACAGCAUGGCUGCCGAGUCCAUCAUCAGGCCAGUCAGUCCCUUAAAAAGAGAACUCGAUGCCCUCGAACUCAAGCAAGAACCUACUGCCAGCGGCUUGGAAAGCAUGCCCUUCCAUGAACGAAGGAUGCGCAGUACCACAGCCAGUCCGAAAAGACCCAGAGUGGAACGAACCAUCACGACUACAGCCUCCACAAACCUCACCCAACCGCCUCGCAUCACCCGCUCACGUUCCUCAUCCUCCAUCCCACAAUCCCCAAUAGCUUCUCCCAAGAAGUCCCCCCGUCGAGGGAAGCCCCCUCCAACACACACCCCAACAGCCGCCGACUCCCUGCUCCGUGACACCAUUCCCCCAAACCUAACCCUCCUCCUCGUGGGCGUGAACCCAGGCAUCCUUACCGGUACAACGGGCUUCGCCUACGCCCACCCGUCAAACCUCUACUGGAAACUCCUCCAUUCCUCUGGCAUAACAUCCAUCCGACACCCGCCCUCAGACACAUACAAGCUUCCCGCGCUCUACAACGUGGGUAACACCAACAUCGUGGAACGCCCCUCCCGGGACGCAAGCAUGCUCAGCAAAGCCGAAAUGGACGCUGGGGUGCCCUUUCUCCAAGCCAAAAUCGCCGCGCAACGGCCCGAAGCUGUUUGUCUGGUCGGUAAGGGGAUUUGGGAGGCUGUGUGGCGUGUACGGCAUGGGCGGGGCAUUCGUAAAGAGGAGUUUCGGUAUGGAUGGCAGGAUGAGGCGGAGAAUAUGGGGUGUACGGCUGGGAGUGAGUGGGGUGGUGCGCCUGUGUUUGUGGCGACCACGACGAGUGGACUUGCUGCUGGGAUGAGUAUACCGGAGAAGGAGGCUGUCUGGGCGGAGUUAGGAGCUUGGGUUGUGAAGCGGCGGGUCGAGAGGGGGUUCAUUGCUUCCGAAGUCUGA